Molecule: messenger RNA, 615 nt
Organism: Paramecium pentaurelia
Lineage: Eukaryota; Ciliophora; Oligohymenophorea; Peniculida; Parameciidae
Source: the annotation of a GenBank genome assembly
AUGAAAAAGAGAAACCAUUUUAUAUCAGGAGGCAAAGAUGGAUCUAUUAUAAUUUGGUCAAUUGAUAAUAAUUAAUAAUGGUAUUGUUAGUAAAGAUUGGAAGAUCAUAAUGAAAAAAUACUUUGCUUAAUUUUAAAUGAAUUUGAGGAUCUUCUUAUUUCUAGUAGUUGGGAUAAAACUAUCAGGUUCUGGAAUAAUACAACUAAAUGGAUAAUUACUUAGACUAUUUUAGAGCACAAUGAAUAGGUUUGGAGUAUUAGUUUGAGUCCAUCAUAAACCAAAUUGAUUUCAUGUGGAAAUGACGGAAUUAUUCUAAUUUUAGAACAUAAAAAGAAGGAGAAUUUUUGGAUAAUAGUAUAAAAGAUAAGUGUAGAAGUUAGAGGAUAUAGAAUUUGUUUUUUAAGUGACAACUCAUUUGUAUUUUAAUAAUGGAUUUCAAAUUUGAUGAAUUUCUGUUAAUAUGAUGAAACAAAAAAUGAAUUUAAAAAAAAGAGAGACACAAUUGUAAAGUCUGGUAAUAGUUGUGAUUAUUUAUCACCUUUAUAAUAUAUUGACAGUAAAUCAUUACUUGUAUAAUAAAAAUGGGUUUCAUAUAUAUAUGAUUCGAAGAAAUGA